Colletotrichum chrysophilum is the source of this 1791-nucleotide messenger RNA. RefSeq lists its product as uncharacterized. NCBI's taxonomy places the organism in Eukaryota, Fungi, Ascomycota, Sordariomycetes, Glomerellales, Glomerellaceae. Bases 1 to 1791 code for a protein of 596 amino acids. Gene Ontology annotation, biological process: transmembrane transport. Gene Ontology annotation, molecular function: transmembrane transporter activity. Gene Ontology annotation, cellular component: fungal-type vacuole membrane. The transcript has 3 exons. The record is from RefSeq and is a predicted model, not a curated record.
AUGUCGCUCGCGCAGCACGUCACCCAAGCCGAAGGCUUCGACUACGAACGUCCUGCAGAACAGCCCGACCAAUCCGGUGAUAGCGAGGCCGUCUUCGGCACACUCCAACCCUUGUCGACUGACAGCCUCGUCAACAACAAUGAUCCGCAAUGGCGACGCUUGAGCUUUGCACCUGUUGAGCAGACUCACGUCGAAAAGCCCAUUGCAGCAUACAAAGUCUCCAACGCAAAGAGAUGGGCACAGGUGGCCACUGGCAUCGUCGCGUGUUGGCUAGCUGCAGGCAUCGUCUUCGGCUUUGCUGCCCUCAAGCCCAUUCUGAUUGCCGAAGGAGUCUACAGCGACCUUUGCGAUGCCAACGACCUAAUUACUGCCGAUGACGGCGAGUAUAUUCCCUGCACGGAGCAGGACUUGCGCCUCAAUCUCUUCUUUGUCGUCGCAUCUGUCACAGCCAACGUGUCGUCUCUUCUGGCUGGUUCAGUUCUUGAUCGCUACGGUCGACGGACCUGCUGGAUCCUAUCCUCCAUCUGCCUCACCAUUGGCUGCGUUCUGAUGGCCGCCUCCCACAACUUUGAAGGCUACUUCGAUGGUUACUUCCUCGGCAACAUCUUCCUGGCUUUGGGCGGAACAUUUGUUUUCGUUUCCAGCUUUCAGUUGGCAAACGCAUUCCCAAAGUAUAGUGGGCUCAUCAUUGCCCUUGUCACCGGAGCUUUUGACGCGUCCGCUGCCGUCUUCCUCAUCUAUCAGAUGGUGUAUGACGCGACUAACGGACAGCUUUCCCUCGAAAAGUUCUUCUACGCAUAUAUUGCCAUCCCCGUCCUCAUCUUGAUUACUGAGAUUGCCUACAUGCCAGCCCGAUCUUAUCAUACCAUGCCGCAAUUGGAAGAGAAAAUUGAGAAGGCACAGGAUGAAACACGCGAUACCCACGACUCGGAUAACGAGAUUUCCGACGACAGAGCGCUGAGGAAGGUCCGAAGCGCCAGGGCCGAGCGGCGACUGUCGAAGUUGGACCAGAUUGAAGAGGUCGCCGGCGAUGCACAAGCUCGCGAGGAGCGCGUCAAAGUCAAUGAGGAGCGACAAGAGGCGAGUGGUGUAUGGGGUGUACUUCACGGUGUCCCUGCCCACAAGCAGAUUCAGAGUCCAUGGUUCAUUCUCAUUCUCCUUUUGACUAUCGUGCAGAUGUUGAGAAUGAACUACUUCAUCGCAACCAUCCGCGCUCAAUACCGCUUCAUGCUGGGCUCUGAAAUUGAAGCCGAUGCAAUCAAUCACUUCUUCGACAUCGCUCUGCCUGUUGGAGGACUGGUGUCAACUCCGUUUAUCGGAUUUCUCCUCAAUAAUCUUAGCGUGCCCACAACAUUUGGGGUCUUGACUGUUCUCAUUGUGGCGAUCGGUCUUCUCAAUUGCCUUCCCUUCGUAUGGGCGGGCUAUGCGACUGUUGUCUUCUUCGUCGUAUUUCGACCUCUCUACUACUCGGCUAUUUCCGACUACGCAACGAAGGUUUUCGGCUUCGCUACCUUCGGUCGCAUCUAUGGCACCAUCGUAUGCGUUUCUGGGUUGAUCAAUUUCUCUCAAUCUGGCCUCGAUGCCCUCACUCAUGGCCCAUUGGGUGGCGAUCCAACUCCCGUCAACAUUACUCUUGGCGCUGCAGGCACUGUAGUCGGUCUCAUUCUGACCGUGUUUGUGGCCAUUAAGGGACGGACUUUUGUGAAGGAGGAAAAGCCUGCCUUGGAUGCGAUGGAGGAGAGGCAAAGAUUGCUGUCAACUGCGGGACAAGAUUAUGGAACUCGGGAAUAA